Psammomys obesus (fat sand rat) is the source of this 704-nucleotide messenger RNA. It is a transcript of the gene Rps15a, whose product is annotated as ribosomal protein S15a. The record is from RefSeq and is a predicted model, not a curated record. Gene Ontology annotation, biological process: translation. Bases 274 to 666 code for a protein of 130 amino acids. Gene Ontology annotation, cellular component: ribosome; cytosolic small ribosomal subunit. Lineage: Eukaryota; Metazoa; Chordata; Mammalia; Rodentia; Muridae. Gene Ontology annotation, molecular function: structural constituent of ribosome. The transcript is spliced from 5 exons.
GCUCCUUGUUCAUCCGCCCGGUAUCCGCGCCAUCCCUUUACCUCAGGCACGGAUUCGGAACUCCGAGGGCUUAUAGACCCCUUCUGGGGCCGCAGCCUCCGUCUGCCGGGCUCGGGGCCGCCAUGGCCGGCUCUUUGCGGGAGCCGGUCCGCAGCUGCAGGCUGAACUCGGCCCGCGCCGGCGGGGACGGUGGCCGCCGUGGGUCCUGCAGCUUCUCGUGUCUGCGGGCGCUCUGAAGUCCCGAGUGCCCUACGUGGUCCUGGCGAGGUCACCAUGGUGCGCAUGAAUGUCCUGGCGGAUGCUCUCAAGAGUAUCAACAAUGCUGAGAAGAGAGGCAAACGCCAGGUCCUCAUCAGGCCAUGCUCCAAAGUCAUCGUUCGGUUCCUAACUGUGAUGAUGAAGCACGGUUACAUUGGUGAAUUUGAGAUCAUUGAUGAUCACAGAGCUGGGAAAAUUGUUGUGAACCUCACAGGCAGGUUGAACAAGUGUGGAGUGAUCAGCCCUAGAUUUGAUGUGCAACUCAAAGACCUAGAAAAAUGGCAGAACAAUCUGCUCCCAUCCCGUCAGUUUGGCUUCAUUGUACUGACAACCUCAGCUGGCAUCAUGGACCAUGAAGAAGCAAGACGAAAACACACAGGAGGGAAAAUCCUGGGAUUUUUUUUCUAGAGAUGUAAAGCAUAAAUAAAAAGCCUCCGUGGACUAUG